Messenger RNA from Diatraea saccharalis (sugarcane borer), 1843 nucleotides. Lineage: Eukaryota; Metazoa; Arthropoda; Insecta; Lepidoptera; Crambidae. The record is from the annotation of a GenBank genome assembly.
UUUGUACAUUGUUACAGAUUGGAAAAAGACAAACGCGGAGUAAUCGACACAAAGAGUCUAAAUAAAGUGAGUAAACAGACAAAAAUGAAGACUGCAACGUAUCUACUGGUGCUGUGCGCGUCGCUGGUCGCCGUGAUGGCUGCGCCGGCGCCGGAACCUGAACCGGCGGCGAACCCGCAGCCGGAAGCGAACCCGCAACCGAACCCGGACGAUCGGCCGGAGAUCAUCGAAAUCAUCGCCCCAGCAGCCAGCGCACAGGAGACGUUAGCAACGCUGAACCUCGGUGCUCCUGGCUCCGAACUGAGUGAAAGAAACAAACGGACGAUCGGCAUCUUAAGACAACUAUUUCCCACAUUAACGCAGAGCGCGGUCGCUGAUGAGAACCAACUCCUUUCUGGAGCAGAAUCUCAACAAGCCGAAGUGCGGGUAGCGUUUGGUGAAGGUCAAAGUCAAGAUCAGCAAGUAGCGGCCAGUGAAGACCAACAGGCUAAUUCGGCAACUAUUGAUGAAAUUACCCUUGAUGAUGCUGACAACAGCGAAGAAAACAGGAACAAACGAUUUCUGAGCUUCGGAGGCCAAGGAGGAGCCUCCGGCGGCGGUUCUGGUAACUUCCUAUUCGACAUCGUCAGGCUCGUAGCUGGUUCGUCAUCGGGCUCGUCGGGUGGUGACGCAGCAGCCGCCGACGGUGACGACGCUGGCGCCGCCAAGGGCGACAACCUCACCGAGGGCGUGCCCGGCCCCAUCACCCGGCUCUUCAUCAUUGCCAACCGCGGCAUCGCUAACCUCAUCCAAGACCUAAUCCUCCGUAUCGCCCAGACCUCCGAAAGAAUAGUCAACUUCAAGGCGCGACUCAUCACCUCCAUCAUAUAACGCGCCUGCGUGUAGAACAAUAUUUUAGUUUAGACUGUAGAGUAGGAGGAUCUGGAAAUGGGUGGACGUGACUAUGUCGACACUGUGAGUGUCUCUUGUAUUGGUAAUGUUUGUAAUUGGCUAAACGAUUUCUAAAGUAAGGUGCUUCAAAUUGUUUUAUUGUUGUGUGUUGAACAUAUUCAGUGCAGUCGCGUUAGCAUAUGUUAUCACUAAAAAAGUAGUUCCGAUGGCGUUUCUGUGUUCUAUAGCCAUUCGAAUGUUAAGAAGUGUAGUAAUAUCAUUUUUAAUAACAUUAUUGUAAUAGAAGAUUUAAUUUAUGCCAAGCCAUGUCCUCUCAUCUGUAGAACCAAUAAUAGUGAGUGCUACGCUGGCUGGCCCACCUGAUAAGUCGAAUUAAUUUCCUUUAGUUCAGACUUUAAUCGAAAGAUACUCAUUUAUGGAUUCGGAAGGUCUACAGCACAUGUCGUUUUCUAUUGUUAGAAAAAGAAAAAAUGUACUUUAAUUAAAAUAAUUUUAUGAGGCUUGUACAUAGACAUGUCGUGUAGACCGCCAGAUCCAUGAACGAUGUUCCUUUUGACAGGCCUAGGCCUUAAUAUAGUAGUGGCCCAGGUCAAGGGUUGGCCCGAGACGGCGGCGUGGCGCGGCCAGCGGGCCGCCCGGCGCCGCCGCCGUUCCUGCUCAAUGCUUUUUUUAUACAAUUGUGACAUUUUCGAUUCGUUUUUAUGUUUGUAAAUAUGUAUUAUAGCGGAAUUUUGUAUAAAAUAAACAACUACAUAGUUAAUUUAAAUGUUUGUAUUAUUUCAACCUCUCAGGGACAAGUCUUUGAUAAAGCAUUUAACGAACUUUCACAAACGCUUUAUUAGGUUUUCAUAUCUAAUAAUAUUGCAAUAUCGAUGUAUUUGUAAAACUUUUCAAUAUUUUUAAGGUCCUGUACCAAUAAAAAAAAACCCUUAUAAGAUCACUUCUUUGUCUG